Molecule: messenger RNA, 1245 nt
Organism: Trypanosoma grayi
Lineage: Eukaryota; Euglenozoa; Kinetoplastea; Trypanosomatida; Trypanosomatidae
Exons: 1
Coding region: 1-1245 (414 amino acids)
Source: RefSeq, a predicted model, not a curated record
AUGGCGAAGUCGAACGCAAAACAACAGCCGCUCACCGUCAUCGAGCUGUACUUUCAAAAUGCCUUGUCAAUCAACAGAAGGCUGGAUGGGCUCGAGAAGGCCUUGCAGGAUAUGGCCAUGGCGUCAAUGGAUGUGGCCGCAGCGGGGGAGAUUGUUGGCAACUGCUAUGUCGACGUGACGGAGGCGGUGACUGUGCAACACAAGGAGGAGGAGGACAAAAACGGGGAAUACCUGGUGUCGAAUGACACGGCGGAUGCGCUGCACAGCUCUGCGAAGUUACUUGCGCUGCAGAUGCGUGAGCUGAAGGUUGGGAAUUCGCUGCCGAACUACAGGGCCAGCAUGCAGAAGGAGAUUUUUGAGCGGAUGCCGCCACUCCGUGAGGCUGUCAAGAAGACCCUUGCUGCGGGCAAAAAGGCAAUGAAGUAUCUGCGGAAGUACCAGAAGAAGGUGGAGACGGUGGAGACAAAGAUGCAGAAGUAUGCCAAGGCCAACAAACCAAUCGGCGAGAGUAAGAUGUACGGCAGGCAGACAGCGAGGCGCGACAAGGCCCAUGCGAAGUUGCAGGUGAAGAGUACAUACUUUACGAAGCUAUACGAUGAAUACAUGGCAGAUGUUGAAAAGAAGGUCGGGGAGAUGCUGGACCACUUCCUGAACAUUGAGUGCUGCAAGCUGCGACACGCAUUGGACACUGUGCGCCAGGUGGCGUCACAGUCCGCCAAGUGCUUUCCUCCUGCAGCAGGCGUGUUUGUCAACGCAGCUCGCCACAGCCUGUUACCUGGAGGAGAGGAUAACACUCUGUCAACGAGAUCGCCGUCGAUGAGGCAUAUUGCAGCGGGUGCGGAGCUGUGCGGCAAUGGGAGUCUUGCGCGGCUACCGGGGCGACAGGAGGAGCCCUUCGGGGGAGCCCUCUACGCACCUGUGAGUCCUUACGGUAAUGCUAUGAGGGAGGAACCCACUUCCGCAGUGCACGGCACAAGACUUGGAGAUCCAGGCAUGCAACCGGAGUCCCCGCUGGCGCACUUGGACGCAACUGCUGUCUAUUCAUUGCCGCCGGUGGCCAAUGACAAUCAUGCAAAGACGGUCCAACGCCCCGAGGAGAUGUUGGGAGAAGAAGCCACUUUUGACGACUCGUCGAAGAAUGCUGAAGCUACCGGCGCCACUCCCAACGACAAAUCGAGUCCUCCAGAUAUGCAGCCCGAAUCUCAACCACCGCACUCGGGAGAAGCACCAAUGUAUCCCAUGUGA